AUGUCAAUUCCCACAAAAAAUCAAAUAAUAGAUGAGGCGAAGAAUGAAUCGCCUCUAGAUAGUCGCGAAAUAUUAAUUCUCUUUGGAAGCCAGACAGGUUGUGGUCAAGAUGUAGCUGAAAGAAUAGGAAGAGAAGCAAGAAGGCGUCUUUUCAAAACACGUGUUCUUGCAAUGGACGUUUAUGAUAAGGCCAAUUUGAUAAAUGAGUCACUAGUCGUUUUCGUAUGUUCUACCACUGGUCAAGGUGAAGAACCUGACAAUAUGAAAAAAUUCUGGAAAUUUUUAUUGCGAAAAAAUUUACCCAAUGAUAUUCUGAGUCAUUUGAAAUUUACCGUUUUUGGACUAGGGGAUUCCUCAUAUUUGAGGUAUAAUUGGCCCGCCAAAAAACUUUAUAAACGUCUUAUACAACUAGGCGCCCAAAGCAUACAUCCACGUGGUGAUGGAGAUGAUCAACAUUACCUUGGCUACGAUGGAGCACUUGAUCCUUGGCUAUCAGGAUUAUGGAAAGUUUUAAUGAAUGAAUUUCCAUUACCAUCUGGAAUGGAAAUUAUACCGUCAGAUGUAUUAUAUCCUUUACUGAUUCUCACGCAGACUAUUAUUAAAUUUCUGCAUUUCUUAUUACGCCUUAAUUAUCUCACGUUACCCCCAAGUUUCAGGAUUCAAUUCAUAAAAGAUGAUUCUAGCAAUAGCUUAUCGUUAACUAAAACGAUCCUUAGUGAUGGAGAAUUCUUUGCACGUGUUCUAAAGAACGAAAGAAUUACGUCUCAUGAUCACUUUCAGGAUGUUAGGCAUAUGGAUUAUAAACCAGGAGAUGUUGCUGUAUUUAGACCUAAGAAUUUGUCUGAAGAAGUAGAGGAAUUUAUCAAAAUGAUGGAUUGGGUAGAUAUCGCAGAUGACCCAUUUGUCUUAAUCCCAAACCAAGAAGACCGCAAAGUACCCGUGCAUUGGGAACAAGUGCUUACGCUACGGAAACUGUUUGAAAAUUACCUUGAUAUUUUCAGCACUCCACGAAGAUCUUUUUUUGAAAUGCUGGCGUUCUUUACUACAAAUGAAGAUCAUACCGAAAAACUAAGAGAAUUUUGUAGUCCGGAAGGGCAGGACGAUUUAUACGCGUAUAAUCAACGAGUCCGACGCACAAUUGUGGAAGUUCUCCAAGAUUUCCCAUCGGCCAAAAUACCAUAUGACUAUAUUUUAGAUCUUUUUCCAGAAAUACAGCCUCGUCAAUUUUCAAUAUCAUCAUCUUCACAAUCUUAUCCACGACGCAUUCAUUUAACUGUCGCCAUUGUAAAAUAUAAGACGCGAAUGCAUGAACCACGACGUGGUGUAUGUACCAAGUGGUUGGCCGGUUUAUUGACAGAUUCUCGAAUUCCAUUAAAGAUAUCAAAAGGCUCAAUGCGGCUACCCACAUCAUUAUCUACUCCGGUUAUAUUAAUAGGACCAGGUACAGGGGUUGCAAUCAUGCGCGCUUUUAUACAAGAGCGUGUUUUACAAGGCGCAACAGAAAAUUAUCUUUUUUUUGGAUGCCGAUACCGUGAAAAGGACUAUUUCUAUAAGUCCGAAUGGGAAGAUUAUAUAAAUGCACAACAGCUUAAAAUAUUUAUUGCCUUCUCAAGAGAUCAGGACAAAAAGAUUUAUGUACAAGAUUUGAUCACUGAAAAUGCUCAUUUAAUUUGGCAUAUCAUACAUGAACGUGAAGGAUAUGUUUAUUUGUCAGGGAGGUCCGAUAAUAUGCCAACAUCUGUUAUAAAUGCAUUUAAACAGGUAUUCAUUUCGGAGGGAAAUUUGGAUGAAGAAAAAGCUGACAA
Molecule: messenger RNA, 1805 nt
Organism: Ambispora leptoticha
Lineage: Eukaryota; Fungi; Glomeromycota; Glomeromycetes; Archaeosporales; Ambisporaceae
Source: the annotation of a GenBank genome assembly